GGAGAGGGCGUGCGGAGGCUGCUGGCGGGGUGGAGAAAGCCAACCUGCCGUCAUCUAUAAAGCUGGAGUCCCUGGGUGUUGUCGAGGAGGUGCUGUACGCCACCAGCGGCUGCCUGUACAACCUCUCCCGCCACCCGGGCAACCGCGACACGCUGUACCGGCUGCACCUGGAGGGAGCCACCAGGGGGGCGGUGGCGGACCUGGCAGCGGAGGCGGCGGAGAACCCUCCCAAGAUCCCGGGCCUCUCCACCCACGAGGCCGCUGUCGUACUGCUGUCAGGCGGGAAUGUACGGAUAGAGGGCUCACACCUCGCCUCCGCCUCCAUGUCCGGCAGCAGCCGUUGCGCCGGAGCCAGCGGCGGCGGCGGCAGCAGCGGCCGCCGCAGCCCUGGCGACGGCGCUGAGGACGAAGAUGAGGACGACGAGAACGGUGGUGGAGGUUCCGCCAGCGGCAGCGCCGUCAGCGCUUCAGUUCCGUACUACAUGCGCCAUGAGGUAAA
Molecule: messenger RNA, 499 nt
Organism: Astrephomene gubernaculifera
Lineage: Eukaryota; Viridiplantae; Chlorophyta; Chlorophyceae; Chlamydomonadales; Astrephomenaceae
Source: the annotation of a GenBank genome assembly